Messenger RNA from Peniophora sp. CBMAI 1063, 246 nucleotides. NCBI's taxonomy places the organism in Eukaryota, Fungi, Basidiomycota, Agaricomycetes, Russulales, Peniophoraceae. The record is from the annotation of a GenBank genome assembly.
AUGUCGGCUGUCGACUCGGGCGCCACUGGGCCUACAACACGAAUGCGGCGCAGUUGGACGAUCCUUUGCUUCGCCGGGGCAUGGGCCAAGAACCCACUAGUGUUCGAUAGUCUAUACGGGCGGAUGGUCCGCGACCCUCCGUGUCGACCAUCUCGUACUGCCAAUCCUGGACCGCUGCUACCUUGCUCUUCCUUCGUAGAAGGAGAUAUGCAAGCCGCUUUGGUCGGCUUUGACGGUAUAAGAUGA